AACCUGGCCGCAGCGGUAGCUGCCUCUGCCCUAUCCCAAAAGAUGGCACGCGGUCUCGACGUCCCCUCUCUGGACGUGCCUGAAUGCCCUGCUGUUGGCACAGUCGCUUACAACACAUCCGUUCCCAACAAUGACACCGCCGCCUUUCCCGAGACGAAAGCUUCUCUUUGCUAUGACGACAGCUUCAUCCGCAUCACCUUCACUGCUCUCCAGGAGGAGUACUUUUACUACAACAAUAGUGUCCCCACCAAUGGGGACAUCUAUGACUACGAGGUGAUGGAGGCAUUCAUCUACAGGGGAGUGAAUGACCCCCAGACCUAUCUCGAGUUCGAAGUGGCCCCCAACAACGUCACGUUCUCCGCAUGGAUCUAUAAUCCAUCCAAGGUCCGCGCCACCGGUGCAGCCUUCACGGGCGCCUACAUCACCUCGCUCGUAGCGGAUCAGCUUUCCGCCAACACCACUAUCGUCAGGUCUGAGGACCUGUGGUACUCCCACGUGCAGAUCCCCCUGGGUUUCUUCAAUGUUGACACGGGCAAGGCCAAGGGCACGCGCUGGCGAAUGAACUUUUUCCGCACCGUCACCUCGGCCGAGCUCUUCCCCACCCAGUAUUAUGGUGCCUGGAAUCCUCCCAAUGAGACCAACUUCCAUAUGACGCCCUUCUUUGGUCAUGUAUACUUUGUCUGAUUGUUCUGGCAUAUCAAUGGAUUGUUAGCAUCUAUUGGGGAGUGGUGUCACAUGAGUUUUUCUGGUUAAUGUAUAUGGGAGGCAUGGGUGGGUGAGGAUACUCCCUAUUAACUAUAAGGCAGAUCUCUGCAGGUAAUCAAUAAAUGAAUAUGGAAUC
Molecule: messenger RNA, 841 nt
Organism: Cryphonectria parasitica EP155
Lineage: Eukaryota; Fungi; Ascomycota; Sordariomycetes; Diaporthales; Cryphonectriaceae
Exons: 3
Coding region: 43-684 (213 amino acids)
Source: RefSeq, a predicted model, not a curated record